CGAUACUUUUAGUGACAUCACCACGUUUGAAAUCAAAUUUACAACUGAAAUUCUUAGUACGCGCCACAUAGGGUAAUUUCUGAAACUUUGUGUCUAUAAUUUGUGGAAAUAAGUGGAUUUAUUGGAUUUCAAACUUUGACGUUUAACCUUUUGUGACGAACUAACGGGAGGCUAUUAAAAUGGCUGACUUUGAGGAAGAAAAUUUGGAGUUGCAAAGAAUCAUGGCUGAAAAUGUCAAUGAGCUCGCUUCGAUAUGGACGGAAAUGUUUGAUGAAGAAAUGUGUUUGUACAAUUUCAAAAAACUAAAGGAGCAUGUGAAAACAUUCUUCACAGAAUUGAAAGAAGAGUCUGUUCACAGGAAAGGGUUAAUCGAAAAUGAAAUAGAAGAGCUACGCAAAGAAGCAGAUACACUUUGCCGUUUACUUAAAACAGAUGUUGUACUGCCAAAAAUGGUAAAUUGUGAUGUACCGUUGGUAGUUCUGCAGUCGAAAAUGGAUAAAAGUUUGACUGAAUUACGUGAACAGUUGCGGCGGCGCCGUGAGGAAAUAUGCGAACUCUUACUUGAACAGGAGGGCUUGUGUGAAGAAUUGGGAGAAGCACCUCGGCCGCUUUUAGCCGAUCCAUUGCCCUCAGAAGAAGAAAUUGCGGAAUUCCGUGGUCAUUUAGAGCAGCUCAAGGUGGAACGAAUGGAACGCUUAAAUGAGAUGUCAGUUUUACGUCGAGAAAUAAAGAAUUAUUUACAUAUAUUAGAAACACAGGUUAAUACAGAUAAAGAGGAUCGAUUAUUAAAUCACAGGCAAAUCAAACUUAACGAAGAGACAUUUAAAGCACUAAAAGGCAUGCAAGAAUUUUAUGGAGCCCGAGUGCAAGCAUUGUCGGAGCGCAUCGAUGGCAUUCGUAAGAAAUUAGAAGCUUUGUGGGGACGUUUAAAAACAUCACCAAAUACUCGAAAUAAAUUCAAACGUCAUACAGAAUAUAGUCAGCGGACGUACAAUACACUGAAAGAAGAACUAAACCGCUGUGAAUCACUACAAAGCCAAAAUAUAAAAGAAUGUCUGCAAACAAUUCGUUCAGAGAUUGUAGAGUGGUGGGAUAAAACUCUUAAAUCAGAAACAGAGCGAAACCGUUUUUCGAAUUUCCAUAGCAAUUGCUACACUGAAGAUCUUUUAGUGUUGCAUGAAAUAGAGUUAGAGGACUUGAAACGUUUUUAUGAAAAUAAUCGACAGAUAUUUGAAUUGUAUGAUAAUCGAAGAUUGUUAUGGGAUCGCAUGAUUGCACUGGAGUUAAAAGCUUCAGAUCCUGGUCGAUACAAUAACCGAGGUGGUCAACUGUUAAAAGAAGAAAAGGAGCGCAAAACAAUCGCUACCAAAUUGCCGAAAAUUGAGCAGCAGAUUAGAGAAUUAGUUUUGGAAUAUGAAGAAAAAGAACAUCAGGAGUUCAGAGUAUAUGGUGAAAGUAUUUUGGAUUUGAUGGAAAAAGAAUGGGAUAAAAAGCGUCAAGAAAAGGAAAAAAUGAGCAGUGCGAGAAAAAACGCUCAAACACCACAUCCUACUACAGGACGAACGCCAAUGUCAGCAAAAAACGGUUCAAUGGUUUCAAUCCGUAAAGCAACUUCUCAUACAAACUUGUCAGCUUUUCCGUCUUCAACGGCAAAUUCAGCAAAAAAACGGAAAUUAAUUCAAAACGAAAGGAAUACUCCUUUGGCUAAACGAAGUUUGGUUUUCUCAGUUAACAGCCCCCGCGUCUUUAAUAAACCAGCGCUUACAACGCGAAAUGCUGCCUUAUCGACUGCAGCAGGGAAAUUGCCAUCAAAAUCGCCUUUCAAAUCACCGCUGAAGAAAACUCGAGUGAUUGCUACAACAAUACGUCGAAAGUCUGGUAGGCAGAGUUCAGGAAGCAAAAAACGAUCUUCAUUAAAUAAGAGUACUAAAAAGAAGGUAGUUAAUGUGCCGAAAAUACACAUUAAUGAUGGAUCGGACUGGGCUACAGAUGAAGGCGCAGAUGAUGCUUAUGAAUCAUUUCAAAAAUGCAUUGAUCCUGAUUCGCGUUCGUCAAUAAUACACUCAGCUUUUUCACAAGCCGCUUCAGCGUCAAGUAUAUCAACACGUUCAAAACGCAUAUAUACUAAUGAAAGCCGAGUUGUCCACUUGCCCAAUCCUCGAGCCGGCCUUCACCAUCCACUCACUCCGUCCAAAAUGUCACCCGCGAGCAGCAACCGAAAACUUACUACAAAAAAUUUGCCAAUAAUCAUUUAAAAUGUGUUACUGUUAAAUUUUGUAUUUUUAGUUACGAUUUUUUUUUGUGUUUGUGUGUAUUUGAGUGUAUUCAGACAACUUGAUAUUUUUCUUUAAUAAUUUUAAAUCGGGACUUUUCGAUAAAGUUUUAUCGUAACAUUUUUUUUUAUUAACCAAAUGUUAUUUCAAUCAAUUUUUUCAAGAUUACCAAUUCAUUUUAUAUAUUAUAAGAUUUUCGGUGGUUGGUCAGAAGAAUAUAUACUUAAUAACCUCUCUGGUUGCAAUAAAUGUUCCCUGUGCGUUUAUUGAACAAAAAAUGAAUUUAGUAAUUUAUGUUAUCAGACCGGACCUCUUAUUCUCUAGAUAUCUACACGGUUAAAAUCCUCAUAAUAAUACGGAAAAGAUUGGUUAAAUAAUGCCAUUUUCCUUAGGCUAUGCAUACGAUAUACAUCCGGGAGCCAACUUUGCCAUGAAUUUAGUGGACGUACCAGCUCAUCAGCAUAUACAGUCAACGUCAAAAGAAAGUGUACUGGGUAUUUUACGCGUCAAAACAAAGUUUACAAAUACACCAGUAGGCUUCUUUUUUUAUUUUAAGCAGAAAAAGUACCGUUCUGAAGUUUUUUUUAUUGGAGCUUCUCAUUCCACAGUUGUUUAUGCCGACAGGACAUUAUAUGCGUUUGGAAAUUAGCGGACAGUAUAUCAUUUAUAUAUAAGGAAAUUAGUGGUAAAUUUUAAGAAGAAAGGAAAAUCUAAGUGUAAAUGCUUCAAUAAUUGGACUAAGUCAUAAUGCAUUGUAAAAAAAUCAUUGAUAAGCAAAAAAAAUUGAUUACCUAAACAUUUUAGAAA
Ceratitis capitata (Mediterranean fruit fly) is the source of this 3080-nucleotide messenger RNA. RefSeq names its product protein regulator of cytokinesis 1-like. Lineage: Eukaryota; Metazoa; Arthropoda; Insecta; Diptera; Tephritidae. Gene Ontology annotation, cellular component: spindle; mitotic spindle midzone; cytoplasm. The record is from RefSeq and is a predicted model, not a curated record. The coding region runs from base 180 to 2255 and encodes 691 amino acids. The transcript is spliced from 2 exons. Gene Ontology annotation, molecular function: microtubule binding. Gene Ontology annotation, biological process: microtubule cytoskeleton organization; mitotic spindle midzone assembly.